Molecule: messenger RNA, 1642 nt
Organism: Tachysurus fulvidraco (yellow catfish)
Lineage: Eukaryota; Metazoa; Chordata; Actinopteri; Siluriformes; Bagridae
Gene: ttc19
Product: tetratricopeptide repeat domain 19
Exons: 10
Coding region: 78-1217 (379 amino acids)
Biological process (GO): mitochondrial respiratory chain complex III assembly
Cellular component (GO): mitochondrial inner membrane
Molecular function (GO): protein binding
Source: RefSeq, a predicted model, not a curated record
ACACGUGGAUGGGGAACGAUUUCCGCGUCCUCCGUGUCACGUAACAACGCACGUCAUGACGUAUCCUAAGAGGAAACAUGGCGCUUCCCUACAGCUGUCGUCUUUUCGUAGCGCAAGGACUUUGUGUUAAACGGAUGAUAAGGCAGGGACUAAGGACUGUCUCUAUAUCAGGAUUUUUACCACGACGUCCUUUUCAAUUGUGCAGAAGUGCGCCAACUGUGAAUGACGCAGGUGGAAGUGAACACACCGGGUACAGAGUUACACUGUGGACUGCAGUGGCGUUCUCCCUGUUCGGCAGCAAGGAUGACAGAACAGACGCCCAGAAGACGGAGGAUGAGAUUAUUCUCCUGUUAAAGAAAGCAAAGUACAACAUGAUGCUCGGGGAGUUUGACGCGGCGAGCGGCUUCUUGCAUAAAGCAAUUCGACUCGCCCAUCAGAGUCACAACAACGACGCCAUCAUCUACACCUAUACCCUGAUGGCCAAUUUAGCCUUUAUUCAAGGUGAGCUGGACAAUGCUGAGAAACUAUUCAAAGCUGCAUUGAGUUUCGUGUUGUCUGGAGGAACACCGCAGGACGACAACGCGGUUAUCGAAAUGUCCCUGAAGUUGGCCAGCAUCUACGCCACUCAAAACAAGAAUGAGCUGGCAGAGCAUGGCUUCCAGUUCUGCACCGAGUCACUGGAGGCCAAGCUCGAGAAGCAGAAGGAUCUUCCACCAGAUACAAUAUCAGCAGAAGAGGAAAGGAAGGACACCCGUCUGCUUCUUGGCCUCAGUCUGGAUGCCCGGGCUCGAUAUCUGGCGUCCUCUAGGCGCUUUACAGGAGCAUGCAGAGACUACCGUCAUGCUCUGCAGAUCUGUCAGGAAGAGCAAGGAGAAGCCCAUCCUCAGACGCUGGUCUUGAUGAGUGACUUGGCCACAGUGUUGGACCUACAGGGGAAGCACGACGAGGCACUGGCUCAAGUCAAGAAGGCCGUAGAGCUGGGCCGUGCGGCCGGCCACCCCGAACAACACAUACUGCUGGGAAACAUGGCAGGCAUUUUAAUGCACAAAGGUGAGUUUGAGGAGUCGGUUAAGAUGUACGAGGAGGCUUUGGCCCUGGCGCAGGCGGCUGGUGACGUCGAGGCUGUUGAGCAGUUUGAAGAAGGACUGAAGGAGUUGAGAAGGCGGAGAGAGGAAAAAGAACAGAGUUCAAACAAGGAGCCAUCACUCGAGCAGUGACUACACACUAAACACUCAUACUCUGGCAGUAUGAAGUCCUUAAAUGGAAUUUUAUUGGACCUGACUGUGUGUGAUUCUUCAUCACAAUCAUCAUCCUCGUCCUCCAAGCACAUAGCACACUGGAUUCUUAUUAGUGAAUAAUCUAAGCUCUGUGGUGUUAAUUUAAGAAUGAAGAUGUAUGUACGUGUUGUUUGUUUACAGUUCCUCUGGAAAAUCCAAAACAGGAAAGACGGUGACUCAGGAAGUGCUGAAGGGAAACAGCGUGAUCACAUGUCACAAUCUGGAAAAUACCUCACUCGUGUACUUCGUUAUUUGUAGGUGGUGUACUUACUCCUCUUUCGAUUUCUCCCAUCUUUAACCUGGCAUAUGACAAUGAUGUACGAUAAGACAUGUACGUAUUUUGUCAAUUAAACAAUCUAACCUUG